AUGAGUAGAGGUAAGGCAAUCGCCACUGAGUCCUCUGUUCCAACCAGAGAGUUUAUAAAAUGGACUGAGGACAUGGACGCACGUCUGCUUCACUGUAUGAUUGACGAAUCAAGAAUCGGUAAUAGGGUUGACGGGAGUUGGACAUCCCAGGCGUAUACUAACAUUGUUGAUCACUUACAUGUCUCUGGGUAUGUUGCUAUUACAAAAAAUAAUGUUAAGAACCGUCAGAAAGUCUUGAAAGAUAAAUGGCGUGAGGUUCAUGACCUUUUUUCUGGAUUAAGCGGAUUCGCUUGGAACCCCAUUACUAUGCGAUUUGAUGCGGAGGACGAGGUUUGGAUGGACCUCAUUCAGUCGAGGCCAACUGCCGCAAAGUGGAGAGUGAACAGUAUCCGCCAUUACGAUUUAAUGGUGGAGUUAUGGGCUGCGGAUCGAGCAACAGGGAGUGCUGUUAGGACAGCUCGUCAAAUACGUCGAGGGCGGGAAGCGCCUCGUGUUAAUGUUGAUCUCAACCACAAUGUUGAGUACACUCCUGAGCAGCCUGACUGGAUGGGUUAUAGAGACCCAACUCCCCCAUCACCUCCUCCCUCUGUUGAUGAAUAUAGUACAGGUGGAACUCAAUCUGUGCCUUCAGUCCCAUCGGGUGGGACUUCAUCCUCAAGAGGUUCGAAAAGGAAGGCACCUACGACGGAUGUUAUUGAAGCCCAAUUUGAGAAGUUCACUACCAGCUUGGACGGUUUCACCAAUGUCCUCAGUUCAUCAAAUGUUCAUUUUGGUACUAUUUCUAAUGCAGCCGUGGAACAGUUACAUGGCGAUGCAUUUUCAUUCAAUCUUUCCCUCUACACUAAACUUCACUGCUCACACAGCUCUUAA
This is a messenger RNA of Vigna radiata var. radiata (mung bean), 870 nucleotides long. RefSeq lists its product as uncharacterized. The record is from RefSeq and is a predicted model, not a curated record. Lineage: Eukaryota; Viridiplantae; Streptophyta; Magnoliopsida; Fabales; Fabaceae. The coding region runs from base 1 to 870 and encodes 289 amino acids. The transcript has 3 exons.